This is a messenger RNA of Perkinsus marinus ATCC 50983, 1395 nucleotides long. Its product is annotated as Calcium-dependent protein kinase, putative. NCBI's taxonomy places the organism in Eukaryota, Perkinsozoa, Perkinsida, Perkinsidae. Gene Ontology annotation, biological process: protein autophosphorylation; peptidyl-serine phosphorylation; intracellular signal transduction. Gene Ontology annotation, cellular component: nucleus; cytoplasm. The transcript is spliced from 11 exons. Gene Ontology annotation, molecular function: calcium ion binding; calcium/calmodulin-dependent protein kinase activity; calcium-dependent protein serine/threonine kinase activity. Bases 1 to 1395 code for a protein of 464 amino acids. The record is from RefSeq and is a predicted model, not a curated record.
AUGGUAACGAUCCAGCGUUCGGGGUUCAUCUUGGAUAACGAAGGGAAGUUGUUAUCGGACUCCUACGAUGUGGAGAAGAAGACUCUGGGGCGAGGCACGUACGGCUCUGUAUCGAGAGCUAUGAAUAAGUCGACUAAACUGAUACGCGCUAUCAAAACCAUAUCGAAGUCGCAUUUGAAAAAUGUUGUUCGAUUUCGUCAAGAGAUUGCUAUUAUGAAAAUGCUCGAUCAUCCGAACAUAGUGAAACUGUUCGAGACCUUUGAGGAUGCUAAGAACAUCUACUUAGUAUUGGAGCUCUGUACUGGCGGAGAGCUUUUCGAUAGGAUAAUCGAUCAAGGGUAUUUCACCGAAAGGGGCGCGGCGAGUCUGAUGAAGCAAGCGAUAUCAGCGGUGUACUAUUGUCACAAGAAUAACAUCGUUCAUCGAGAUUUGAAACCAGAGAAUUUUUUAUUUUUGAAUAAGACGAAAAACUCUCCCUUGAAGAUCAUCGAUUUCGGCCUGGCCGCGAAAUUUGGCGACAAUGUUCAUUUGAAAACGAAGGCUGGCACCCCGUAUUAUGUUUCCCCUCAAGUUUUACAAGGUGAUUACAAUGAGUCUUGCGAUUUGUGGAGCUGCGGAGUUAUAAUGUAUAUUCUUCUGUGUGGCUAUCCGCCGUUCCAUGGUGACACUGAUGCGCAAAUUCUGGCUCGGGUGAGGUCUGGGAAGUACAAUUUUCCUGACGAGGACUGGAAGACUGUCAGCAGCGACGCGAAGGACCUUAUACGCAAACUAUUGACCUUCGACCAAGCGCUGAGAUGGACUGCGGAACAGGCCCUUAACCAUAAAUGGAUUAAGAACUUGGCGAAGACGGCCGAUGAUGAUGUCGAUGAGCAUCGCAAUGUAGUUUCUAGGUUGAGGAAUUUCCGAGCACAGAACAAGAUGAAAAAGGUCGCGUUAACGGUCAUAGCUCAGCAGCUGGGCGAUGCGGACAUAGAGCGUUUGAAGAAGACCUUCCAGGCUUUGGAUGAAAAUGGUGAUGGUACUUUGACAAUGCAGGAGAUUAAGGAAGGGAUGAAAUCGCUUGAUGUGUCGCUGCCUGCGGAUCUAGAGGAGAUCAUGAUGGACGUGGAUUCCGACGGUUCUGGUGCGAUUGAUUAUACAGAGUUCAUCGCAGCCACCAUCGAUAAGAAGACGUAUAUUCAAGAGGAUGUUUGUUGGGCUGCGUUUCGGCUCUUUGACCUCGAUGGAAAUGGGAAGAUAACGCAAGAGGAGCUGCAGAAGGUCCUCAGCAAUGAUGACGUCAAGACUGCCCUUGGUCAAGACACUGUGAGCAAGAUGAUCAGCGAGGUCGAUCUCGAUGGCGAUGGAGAAAUAGACUUUGAUGAGUUUAUGACUAUGAUGCACAGCUCCAACUAG